UUUGCCUAUUUGUUGGCGAUGAUGAAUGCAGCAGAAAGUCUCUAAAACCCUUCGAGUGUUACAAUGAGGACCCUAAGCUUUUACCUUACCUUCAUCCUUCAGUCGUCUUUGACCCCAAAGCCUUAUGUUGCAGGAGUGGACUGGGAAACUCAGAAUGUGUCAUGUGAGUCCAAUACAACUGAUAGGUACAUACUGCCACCAACUGAAAAGACUCCACAGGGCCUUGCCUCUUCACUAACAUACUCAGAUACUGUAGGAUCCAGUGCUGAUUUACAUGAGCAUGUCAAGCCACAGAAAGCCUGUGCAGUGUCCAAUAGUGCCAAGUUGUGGCCCGUGAAAGCCCUUAUCACAUCUGAGUCACAUUGUAGGCUGUUUGGAAAUGUCAGUGUUAGCCAUAUUAUACUAAGGAGGUACUGUGAAAGUGGUUUGAAAAUGAUUUUGUACCUCGUUCAAUCAGAAGCUACUCGUUUGGUGGUGAAAGUAAUAACAGGUUUAUUAGAGGUUGUCACAAUGUCUUUACACUUGUUCUCUAGUCUUUUUAAGACAGUCACACCAAAAUCAUUAAUCCAGAUUGACUCUGAUAGAAUUGAUCAACACGAUACUGUAUCUGAGGUAAAUGUGUCCUAUGGUCAUAAUGUAAAUGUGAGGGACAUUUUGAUUUAUUCUGACCACCAGAAUAUAGUGAUCCUGGAGGAUGACCCUGUAGUGAUGGAGUCAGCCUCCUUCCUCUUUGAGAAGCGCCCCUCUGUGUCGACUCUACUGAGGUACCACAAGGGGGCGCUGAAAGUCCUCAGGGGCUCUCAGACCCGUUUGACCAGAGACAGUCGUGUCCUACUGGUGGGUCAUGGCAGCAAGGGCAGUGAUGGUGUGGCCAGACUAGGAGGUUAUGGGCCAGAGGAGCUUGCCAAAGUCGUGGUGGCCAUGAAGAUAGAAGAUGGGCAUCUGCACACUCUCAGCCUGGUGGGCUGUGCACUAGGAAAGGACCUCCAGUUUGCAGAGCGGCUGCUACGAGCGCUCAUCUCACUCAACGUGGAGACCAAACUGCACCUGAGGAGCUCAGCACUAUCCGUCAGGCCCAAUGGAGAGAAGGUGACCAGGGAAGAAGGGGUCUGGAGGGACAAAGACGACAGUAAGAAAGUCAUCGCCCAGCUGGACCAGAACGGUAACCUGCUGACCAGAGUGGAGGGAGACGACAGAGGACAGGUCAUUCCCAACUACCAGGGGCACGCCCUAUACAUACAGACUUUAGAAUGGCCAACCCACCCUCAAAUGUUUGUCUCAGCAAACUUGCGUAAGAAGUACACCUCAAUUGACUGUUUAGAGGGGCUUACAUGGAGCCUGUUUUUUGAGGAAAAUGAAAGAAGGCGCGCUCCAGAUUACAUACCAGUGCACGACCAGGGGAACCUCACGUCCGUGUGGCUGGCUGACCACCAACCCAUGGAAGACAUUCCCAUCAAGCACCUCACCACCAUUCUCGAUCUGCUGGUGGAGAUCAGGUACAACGCCAGGGAAGACGCCGACUUUGACUUGUAUUACGUUCUGAACGACUGCAUCUUUAAGGUGCAGAGGAGAACCUUCUACGCCUCCCUGGUGGGGAAGUACAUUCAUUCUAACCAUCUGGAAGAAAUUGAGAAAUUCACUGAUGCUUUCCGGCACCAGAAGGAGGACUAUUCCCUCCAAGAGCUUAGACAGGGGCUCAAGGCAUCCGAAUUCAACAACUUCUGCCGCCAGACGUUCCAGCUGCAACGAUGUGUCCAGGACUGUGAACGCUGGGGCCACUACUUCAUGGCUGCUGUGUUCUCUGCAUCCGUCCGAAACUUCCGCACAUUCUCGCUCUUCCUUAUGAGUGUUAUCGCUUGCGAGGUGGGCCGAUCCCAAGGCUCUGACAGCUCGCUCUGUACAGCCUUUGUUGGGGAUGACCACCCUAUGGUAGGGGACGACCCUUGGCUUGAACGCAGUAGACGUGGGUUCUAUGGCUGCACGGUGGGCAAAGCUGAGGAGAUGAUGACCAAACGAGACACACUCGACUGGCUGGAUCAGGUUGUUUCCAAGGAGAAUGCCCUCUUUGCCAAGUCCAAGCAGAUUAUGAGUGGCGUCGACCACGACCAGGAGACAGAGCUCGAUAUCUUCGGGAGGGUCAAGGUCAUGAAUAAAUACGUGUUUUCAUCUUACCUUGAAUUCUUUCGAGGAACGCCAGAGGGGAAGAAGCUGGCCAGAGGAUGCAGAGCAUGAGGAUAGUACAUGGCUGCUAGAUGACCUAAACCCUAUUCAAUGAGAUUGCAAAAUUGUAAUCAUUGUUACUGGCUAAUUUCCGUUGAAUAUGGGAGGCAAAAUUAUAGUUUAAUUGAUGUCUAAUUAAGCAAUAUGGGCCGAGGGGGUGUGGUAUAUUGACCAAUGUUUUACGACUAAGGGCUGUUCUCAUGCAGAACACGAAGAGGAGUGUCUGGAUACAGCUCUUGGCCGCGGUACAGUAUUUUGGCCAUUUACCACAAACCCCUGAGUUGCCUUAUUGCGCUUAUAAACUGGUUACCAACAUAAAUAGAAUAGUUAACAAGUAUUUUUGAAUCAUAGCCGUGGUAUAUUCAGGCUCCCGAGUGGCACAGUGGUCUAAGACACUGCAUCCCAGUGCAAGAGGCGCCACUGCAGUACCUGGUCCGAAUCCAGGCUGCAUCACAUCCGGCCGUGAUUGGGAGUCCCAUAGGGCGGCGCACAAUUGGCCCAGCGUCGUCCGGGUUUGGCCGGGGUAGGCCGUCAUUGUAAAUAAGAAUUUGUUCUUAACUGACUUGCCUAGUUAAAUAAAGUUUAAAUAAAAAGAAUAACAAAUAUUGUCUGAUAUACACACACACACGGCUAAAAUGCAGUUUCAGCCAAUCAUCAUCCAGGACCCAAACUACCUGGUUUAUAAUUAAUGUCUCAUGUCUAUGUUAAUCUCUAUGGGCAAAAUGCUGUUUCAAGAAACAUUUGUGUGUGGCAUUUAAAUCCAUCUCCACUUAUUUCCCGAAGUAGGCCUAAUUGUGAUUGGUGUGGUGUGUGGUUAUCAGUUAUGGGCAAUUAUCCAAAUAAUGAAACAUUCCUUAAUGUUUAGGCCAUCAAGUUUCCAAACCUGUAAGGAAUAUUGUUAGAUUUAGCACCAUUUGCUUUUAUUUAGCACAAAAUGAUAUACAUCAGAAUAUGGUUCUAGCUAGUAUUGGUACCAGUUUAUUGACACAAAAAUGUAUAAUCAUUUCUGAGGGUAAUUUCUGUACUAUCUAUUAAAUAUUCAUCCAUCCAGAGAUUCAUCCUUUGAGUUCUGGGUUGGUGUGUUGGCUAGGUUCCGUAAGGAAUACAAAAGGCCUAAUUAAGUAAGUAAGUUGCUGUGUUGGCUUGGUUUUUUGAAUAAUUGCGAAGCAUAAUGUGACUGUAAAAAACUGUAUCGCUGACUUAGGAAGAUACCAUUGCUUUUAGCAUUGGGGAUUGUAUUUCAGAAUUUUAGAAUGGCAUUCUCCGUACAGGGAUUCACUAGACCUGCUAGCACUCAUGCAAAAAUACUGCUUCUAGUAGCUGUCAUGGAUGAAUGCAAAUCUACAAACUGUGAAAGUUUAGAUAAGACAUUCACAUUGAACAAUUCAAAAUGAGCUGAUUAAUUUGACAAUGUGAUGUUCAGAGGUUGUAUGAAAAUGUGUAAUAAAUGACAUUUGCCUAAUAGAUAAUACUGUAGUAAAAGUGUAACAAUUACACACUGAAUAUGAUACGUGUGCUGUAUAGUUGUGACAACUAUACACCUUCUAGUUCAUACACUGAAAUAUGUAUAUGAUGAUUUUUUUUUUUUUAUCGCAAAAUGUAUUUUGGGAAAUGCUUAUCUGUCAGUGGGUAAUAUGUCGAUUAAUGAUUAAAGUGCUAAUUCAACCAAAAUAACUCAUAAUAAUGGAGGUCA
This is a messenger RNA of Salmo salar (Atlantic salmon), 3913 nucleotides long. RefSeq lists its product as uncharacterized. The record is from RefSeq and is a predicted model, not a curated record. NCBI's taxonomy places the organism in Eukaryota, Metazoa, Chordata, Actinopteri, Salmoniformes, Salmonidae.